Molecule: messenger RNA, 631 nt
Organism: Corapipo altera (White-ruffed manakin)
Lineage: Eukaryota; Metazoa; Chordata; Aves; Passeriformes; Pipridae
Product: jmjC domain-containing protein 4-like
Exons: 3
Biological process (GO): positive regulation of translational termination; protein hydroxylation; negative regulation of gene expression
Cellular component (GO): nucleus; cytoplasm
Molecular function (GO): histone H4R3 demethylase activity; sequence-specific DNA binding
Source: RefSeq, a predicted model, not a curated record
GGUGGUUGUGUUUUCCAGGAGAAGCCGUGGUGCCCGUGGCCAACUGUGACGUGAAGGAAUACAAUUCCAACCCCAAGGAGCAGCUGCCCUUCAAGGAAUACGUGGAAUACUGGCAGGAAUACAUCCGGAACGGCUACCGCUCCUCCCGGGGCUGCCUCUACCUCAAGGACUGGCACCUCAGCAGGGCUUUCCCAGAGCAGGAUGUUUACACGACUCCCGUGUACUUCUCCUCCGACUGGCUCAACGAAUACUGGGAUGCUGUGGCUGUGGAUGAUUAUAGGUUUGUCUACAUGGGACCCAAGGGCUCAUGGACACCGUUCCAUGCCGACGUGUUCCGUUCCUACAGCUGGUCAGCAAACAUCUGUGGCAGGAAGAAGUGGCUGCUGUAUCCAGCAGGGCAGGAGGAAUUCCUGAAGGACAGACAUGGGAAUCUACCCUUUGAUGUGACUGCCCCCAGCCUGCAGGACAGGAGGGUGUACCCUCGCUACAGCCAAAGCCAACCCCCCGUGGAGAUCGUUCAGGAAGCAGGAGAGAUUGUCUUCAUCCCCAGUGGAUGGCACCACCAGGUUUACAACCUGGUGAGACCCCCUGGCACCAUCCUGCUCAUCAGGCAGCAGAUUAAUGGGAUGAG